Messenger RNA from Trichechus manatus latirostris (Florida manatee), 1893 nucleotides. It is a transcript of the gene TMEM237, whose product is annotated as transmembrane protein 237. Bases 125 to 1357 code for a protein of 410 amino acids. The transcript is spliced from 13 exons. Gene Ontology annotation, cellular component: ciliary transition zone. Gene Ontology annotation, biological process: cilium assembly. NCBI's taxonomy places the organism in Eukaryota, Metazoa, Chordata, Mammalia, Sirenia, Trichechidae. The record is from RefSeq and is a predicted model, not a curated record.
AGCAGUGGCCUACUCAGGCGGCCCUGAAACCCCCGACUCCGGCAAGUCCCGGAGGCCGGCGUUGCGGGGAGCCAGGCUCCGGCCCGCGGGGGUUACGCCCAGGGAGCCCCGUGGGGAGAGCACUAUGAGCCCCGAAUGGAAGUCUCAGCUGGAGGAGAACCACCUGCGUCCUCCGCGUGCCCUUCCACCUGUGCCAAGUGCUGCUCAAGAUGAUAUUCUACUUAAUCGUCCUAAGAAAAAGAAGCCCAGGCCAAAACACACACUAGUUAGUACCUCUUUGGAUGGUCUUGUUCAGGCUGCUGUCCACAAACCACCUAAAGGCAGUGAGCCACCAACUGAAGAACCCAUAGAGCAUCCAGAAGCUCCUGUUCAAAGGAGAUACAAAAAGAAGAGACAAUCUCUUGAAUUGGAGACUUCCUUCACCCAAAAGAAGGUGUCUAGUCCGUCUUCAUUACAAAAUGAAAAUGGCGUUGAUGUGGAGCCAACUGAGGAGGCAGUUAUUCAAAAACCUCGAAAGAAGACAAAGAAAACCCGGCCAUCAGAAUUACAGUAUGCUAAUGAACUAGGAGUGGAAGAUGAAGAUAUAAUUACUGACGAGCAAAAUAGUCCAGAACAACAGUCUGUAUUCACUGCACCCACUGGCAUUAGCCAGCCUGUAGGCAAAGUAUUUGUGGAAAAAAGCCGGCGAUUCCAGGCCGCUGAUCGUUCAGAGUUGAUAAAGACCACAGAAAACAUAGAUGUGUCCAUGGACAUGAAGCCUUCCUGGACGACCAGAGAUGUUGCACUUUCAGUGCACCGGGCUUUCAGGAUGAUUGGUCUCUUUUCUCAUGGCUUCCUGGCUGGCUGUGCUGUGUGGAAUAUUGUAGUGAUAUAUGUUCUGGCAGGAGAUCAGCUAUCGAACCUCUCAAACCUUCUGCAACAGUACAAAACCUUAGCAUAUCCAUUCCAGAGUCUUCUCUACUUGCUUUUGGCUCUAAGUACAAUUUCCGCUUUUGACAGGAUUGACUUUGCUAAAACAUCAGUAGCAAUCCGAAGUUUUCUUGCUCUGGAUCCAACAGCUUUAGCAUCUUUCUUGUACUUUACUGCUCUUACACUAUCUCUGAGUCAGCAAAUGACAAGUGACAGAAUCCACCUUUACACACCUUCUUCUGCUAAUGGUAGCCUCUGGGCGGCAGGAAUUGAGGAACAGAUUCUCCAGCCGUGGAUUGUGGUGAAUCUGGUGGUAGCCAUUCUGGUUGGAUUAUCUUGGCUUUUUUUAUCUUAUAGGCCUGGCAUGGAUCUUAGUGAAGAGUUGAUGUUCUCCUCUGAUGUGGAAGAAUAUCCUGAUAAAGACAAAGGAAUCAAAGCCUCUUCAUAAUACCAACUCACCUUCAGAGUAAUAAUGACUCAGUAUUUAAAAAAUUUCCCAUUUUUUUAAAACCUGUUUUUGUAAGAUGUGUCUAUGUGUGUUUAUAAUUGAUUUUUUUGGUUAUAUAAUACUGAAAAAUUUCUCUAGGUUAUGGAAAAUGUUAAAAUUACGUCUGCUGUUUAUACCCAGACAUUAAUUUCUAUAGCAUUAUCAUGUUACUGACAAAGGAAAUAAUGAGGUAGCAACCAGCAAGUGAAAGUGUUUAUUUUCCUUUUUCUAAUUAGUUGCAUUUAUAAUGAUUAUCUUAAAAAGUGCAAAUGUAGAAAAAAGCCAUACUUUUAGUGUUACAAAAUAUAUAUCAGGUUUAAACAUAAAUUUAGAGAGUAGAGUUGAAGAAAAAAGAAAAAGGCCUUCAUUAUUUAUUUUUGAUGUCUCACUGAAUAAAUUGAAAUAUGAGAUUUAUGUUUUUUGAAACUGGCUCAGUGGUUGUAUAUCAUGUAAUAAUUAUAAUUCAUCUUGGAAGACGCUUUACUUCAUGACUAAUA